AUGCCUAAUAUCAGCCUGCCGCUGUGGGCCGUCAGCAAGGACAGCACGAUUGUUGACGAUGCUUGCGAGCCCCUUCCUGCCGACACCCCUGAUCUUGCCGGAAAGCUUGUCCUCAUCCGCCGUGGCACAUGCACUUUCGACACCAAAGCUGCAAACGUAGUUGCCUUUGGGGCACAGUAUAUUCUGUUCUACAACAACGCACCUGGCCUUACCUCCCCUAGUGUCACUGACCCUGAUGUUCUUGGUGCAGCCAUGGUCUCGGCUGAACAAGGUGCUUCUUGGGUGGCCAGUCUUGCUGCAGGUUCCGCUAUCCAGGUCAAUAUCGACGGCAAAUUGACAGUCUUCUCCAGCCCUGCCAAUAACGUUACUGGCGGCCACAUGUCUACAUUCUCGAUGUGGUACCCAACUGCCGAGGCUUACGUCAAGCCAGAGAUCUCUGCUCCUGGCGGCAACAUUUUGUCCACUCUGCCUCUUGAGCAGGGUGGUUACGGAGUCUUGUCCGGUACUUCAAUGGCCACUCCUUUUGUCGCCGGUGUCGUUGCCCUCAUGAAGGAGGCUCGCCCUGACCUUGAUCCUCACACUAUUCGUACUAUCCUUGGUACCACUGGUCAUCCUGUCACUUUCAACGAUGGCAAGACCACCUAUGAUUACCUUGCUCCGGUAGUCCAGCAGGGAGGUGGUGAGGUCGACGCUUUUGCUGCCGUUCACACGUCGACUGUGAUUGAUGUAGCAAAUCUUGCUUUCAACGACACAGCACACUUUGUCCAGGAGGCGAACUUCACCAUUACCAACCGCGGUAGUAGCGACAUUACUUACAAUCUUGACUACGUUAAUGCUGCCACCGCCUACACUCUUCCCGAUGAUGGCAGCACUCAGCCUCAAACUUUCCCUCCUGACCUCGUCACCUCUGGUGCGAGUGUGCAUUUCAGCUCUGGUAGCGUCAGCGUUGCUGCUGGCAAGUCGGAGGUUGUUAUUGUCACUCUGUCGCUCCCUGAGGACCUCACAACCGCUCGAAUUCCUGUAUACUCAGGCUUUAUCACAAUCAACGGCACCAACGGCGACUCUCUCAACCUUCCUUACGCCGGCGUUGCCUCUUCGCUGAAGGACGCUACUGUCCUUGACCCCAGUACUGGAUAUCCUUAUAUUACAAGUACUUCUGACAACACCUUCGUUCCUCUGGAUGCUGGUACCGUCUUCACCAUCUCGAUUGCCAACACGACUAUCAACGGUACCACGGACAACUCGACUGGCCUUCUGAUCCCCAACUUGAGAAUUGGUCUCGUCAUGCCGUCAUCCCUAAUCCGUGCCGACCUCCUCCCCUCAAACUCCACAUAUGGCACUUACACCAACACCACUACUAUCCUCGGCGUCAAGACCCUUGGUGCUAUUGCUGGUACGCCUUCUGUCUACCAGCCCAGAGCUAAUGCCUGGAGUACCGCUUUCUACGGUGUCCUUGACGACGGUAGAAGAGUUCCUGCAGGAACUUACUCUAUUCUUGUCCGUGCCUUGAGGAUUUUUGGAGACGCGACGAAUCCCGACGAUUAUGACAGUGCUGAGACUCAGUCCUUUACGAUUAGAUAUGUUCACUAA
This is a messenger RNA of Aureobasidium musti, 1590 nucleotides long. The record is from the annotation of a GenBank genome assembly. Lineage: Eukaryota; Fungi; Ascomycota; Dothideomycetes; Dothideales; Saccotheciaceae.